AUGGCCGCCGUGGAGAGCGGAGAGGAGAGACUGUAAGUGAGGUUUUUACAUUUUUAUCCUCCGUAGAGAGCCGCCGCUGCCGCCGCCUCCGACCGCCGCCGAGCGUUUUCUAUCGUGCGUUUUAUUGAAGUAAAAGUGCGUUGAUUUUCACCCCGGCCUGUCUCCGCGGAGCGGGGUUAGCGGGAAUACGUCACCAACGUACUGCUAAGUGUGUACUUUAGCUCUGCUGUAGUCGGAGCGGGGGGACAGCUUUAGCUUACCCCGCUUCCCGUGCCUCGCCGGGCCGCUCUGACUUCAACACAACUCUCGGGAAGUCAGGCCGGUGUGUGUCCGCCUCAGACACCUCAGCCCCCGGUCACCGGAGGGAGCCGUGUCCGCCCGCCUCCGUCUCACACACGGGCUGCUAGCUUACAAGCUGUUAGCUGUUAGCAAACACUAAGAGAGUGUUUGUGUGUGAAGGGGGAAACUACUGCUCUGGUACCCGGGUUUACACCCUCACACACACACAAAUACACACCCCGGUACAUGGCCCACACCCCCACCCAACCCCUGACAGCUGUUUACUCCUGCUGCCUUAGAGCCACUGAGCCAGGCAAGAGUCGAACCUGUGACACUGUGAUGCUGUUUAUAAGAAAGGAGAGGGCAGUUUAGGUCCUAUAACCAUCCCAUCACCUCCACCUGCAGAUCCAUCACACAUGCAGAGGUUCUCACCUGAGGGGGUGGGGCCCUGUAACAUCACCUGUCAGGAGUCAGCUAGGUCACAUGACUUUAUUCUCAGGUUGUUGCUCAGCUGGAAUCAAAUUAAAUCCUCAGGCGUGAAAGGUGUACGGCCGACAAGUUCCAGGACUCAAACUAACAGUAAUGUUUGCUAUUAAAGCUCCUGUUAGUAACUUUGGGGUUGGGUCAGUUUUGGCGCCCUCUGAGGACUAGGGAUGUAAUGACAUGACAAUUAUUGUCUCCUAAAUUAUCACAGUUAUCAAUAUUAACACAGUAUUGUGGAAAUAUGUUCAAAAUGUUUAAAAAGUACUUCUACAUAAGGCUGCACGAUAUAACGAUAUGUUUCGUCUAAACGAUAGAAAAUUUCUAUCGGGAUACAUGAGCUCUAUCGUUUCUAUCGCGGUGUCGCAAAAACACGCUUUAUGGCAGUGUUUUACGUCGUGACGCUCCAUAUAUUGCAUGCCCGCACGCGCUACGGCCACUGUGAAAAAAACAAACAAGCAUGGAGGAGCCGGGUUAUUGUGGCGAAAGAGAUGACAAUUCUCGUGCAUCAAACGCAGACGAGCCAACGCAGACGGAGGAGCUGCUGCCGAAACGGGGGGGCAACGUCGGUUGUGUGGUUGUGGUUUGGUUUUAAAAGGAACGACACGGAGCAGACCGCUGUAGUUUUAUUCUGAGUCAGCACAUACAUGUAACUCUAUAUCGAUAUACUCUGAUCUAUAUUUGAUCUGAUGAGCGCGUUUGGACACUCCACCUGACCGAAUUAACACAGCUGAAACCGCAUUAAAUUAAAUAUCCAGUAAACAGUCACACAUGAUGAAGUUAACAAGAUAUUUAAUUCGUCUCCCCGCUUAUCCUUCUUCCUCGCGCAGCUUGAUAGGUGUUAUGCCGUAGAAUGCAUCCCUGCAUCCCAUCCACUCAUUAGCGUCUUAAAGUGGAAAAAAAAUUAUCUCAUAUUUAAAAAAACACGAGUAUUGGAUCAUGACAACAUGUCAAAUGGAGCAGCAAACUUUCGUUCUGUUUUUAGGUUUUUUAAAAAAGCACAUAGAGAGAUGUAUUUGCGUAUUUAAACUGUACAGUUAGCUGUCAUGGUAGAGAACAUUAUAUUUUCGGGGCAGGAAAUAUUCAGAAUCAGAGGGCUGUUAUUUUCGGCAUAUCUGAAUAGCCUGAAUGAAAUCAUUAAAGGCACACGCUUUAGAAUCAGUCCAACGGUAAGGAAAACUUGGAUUAUUUCGCCUUGUUAUGUAUCUUCAACCGCGCUCCCGUCAGGGGGGCAUUCUACAGCAGGGGUACAUUCUAUGGCACAACACCUGACGUGUCUCCGUGUCCUCUCCAUCCUCCUGCUGAUGCGGUGGCACGGCUGAUCAGAUGAUUUAUUUUAAUGAUCAGAUGAGUUAUUUACUUCAAGCCUACAUACGAAUAUUAUAUUUUAUAUAAGCUAUACAUCAACUGAAUUUACAAAAAAUGUACUAUAUCGUGAUGUAUAUCGUAUCGGGAUAUAAAAUGAGCUAUAUCGGGAUAUGACCAAAAUCUCAUAUCGUGCAGCCUUACUUCUACACGCCCUGAAGUCAUUUAGCAAAGUUUAAUUUUGAAAAAACAAUCAAAGGCUAUAUUCACACUGCAGGUUAUGAUGCACAAUUCGGACUUUUUGUUAAAUCCGACCUUUUUGUGUGGUCAUUCACAUUACAACAACGAAUGCAGCAUCUAAUGUGAAGGAAAUUCGUCUGUGAAGUGACCCGCAUGCCCACAAAGCACAAAUUGCUUUCCACGCCUGUUCGUGUUGUCGAACAAUGGUGACGUUUGUCGCAUAUUGAUGACAUAUAGGUCGGAUAAAUGUGACCUGAGCGUCCACACUGCAGUCACAUCGGAUACAUAUCCGUUUUAUAUGCACAUACAAAAGAGGCCUGGGUUGGAUUUGAAAAAAUCAGAAUUGCACUGUUCACACUUACAUGAAAAAAUCUGAUAUGUGUCACAUAUGGUUAAAAAAAUCGGAACUGACCUGCAGUGUGAACAUAGCCAAAAUAACAUGUAGAGCAGACCUGAGCAUUUUACGGCCCGAGGGCCACAUCCGGCCCCUUGGAUGUCACUGCUCGGCCCUUCGUGAGGUCCGUCAAAAGAUCGACUCUUACAAAUAUAUAACAGAGCAACACUACUGGAAGAGCCGUAAGGUGAUAGACCAGAUGUCACAUGGUUUUUGUGGUUGCUGUGGUAACAUACAGGAGUUUGGGUCACGGGAUGAAUGCCGGGUAUUUAUGAAAAGAUGUGGCUUACCUGCUGUCAGGUGGAGGGAGGGGAGCAGGGGAGCUGUAAUUUUUGUUGACCGCUUUGGUUUGCAUUUGUUCGUUCUUGCUGGUAUCAAAAGGAGUCCUGUGUGUGACCACGAGCUGAUGUUUCAUUAAAACCACAGUAAAGUGCAUCAUAUGUCUCUCUUGUCUAUGGAGAAAGCGAUAGCGCGUCGGACAAAUACUGGACCCUCAACUUUCCUCUCAAGCGACAAGGUUGGUCUUUUGAGUCACUAUAACUACUAUAUGAAACAAUACAAACACAUGUAAACAAAGGUGUAGGUAGGACAUCAUGCUUUAAGUGUUUCCGCUGUUUGUGGAGAUUUUUUUUUUGGCAUUUUCGGCAAACUGGUUGGCUGUCCUCAAUCAGUGUCCCUUCUGCGUCUUUGUAGAAGCCUAAGUACACUCAGACUUUGGACUUUGUUUUCUUUGACAGUGGAAAAAUCUCUGCAACAGAACUGCCCGCAGAACUGACCUCCGUCAUGUUUACAAGUUGUAUACGGUGCGGUGCACAAUGACUCCUGCAUGCGGCUGCUCUUCUCAACAUUUAGCAGCAUCACUGUGGGCUUUUCCAGAGUGUGGCCAUCAAACACGGUUUUAAUGGUAAUUAAAAUUUGAAACGGUAGUACUAACCGUCAGACAUUUUACCGCGCUUUAUCAUUUUACCGGAAAUCGUUACAUAUCUGCUGAGGACAAAUCAAGUCUUUGUGUUACGUGUCUUCUACUUGCAUAAACAGUUUCUUCUGACAAAAGACGCUCACCAAACUGACUUGUAACUGUCAAGUUUAUUAUUUGAUUAUUGUUUAUAAAAAUUGAGAAAACAGCUGCUGCCUGACAUCUGGUUACAGUCAUAAAAAAUUAUUAUAUAAAACUCAUCAAUCAUGUGGCUAACAGUGCUAUUUACUUUUGUAUAUUCAAGAAAUUCAUCAAUAUAAACCUCAAUGUAUUUCAUAGAUAUCAAAAAACUCAUCACAGGAGCUUUAAACCCGCAGAUAAAUGGACAGACUGAAUGUCCACCAAAGAAAAGUAUUCUUAGAUUACAAGAAAUAUAUAUAUACUUUUAUUUGGGUCAAUAUCCAUACUGAUGCGUACCUUAUUUAUUUACAAAUACAGAUAAUACUGUGCAUCUCUGAUUUUAUUAUUAUGUAUUUCAGUACAUUUCAUAGAGGUAUAAAGGUAUUUAGUACUUGUAGACAGGGAAUAAAUUUAACAAGUUUGACAGAAAAAGUCCACCUGCCAGUUAAUUUUUUACCAGCCAAAACAAUAAAUCGCAUUUUUGUUUGGGAUAGAGGAUUUGUGAUUUUAGUAGACACAGUUUUUUUUUUUUUCACUUGUUUUGUCUGAUACCAAUAAAUGAACACAAAUCCUCUCCUGUAACAGAAUCAACCCGUAAACUGUGAGUUUUUUUUUCAGACCAAGGAAGUCACUUUAUUGGGCGAAAUUGAAUCAGCAGAAAUGUUCAUAUCAUGCAUGCUUCAUUUUUGUGUAACAGUCAUACAUGUUUCAGUGCAUCUCGAGAUAUAAGGGCCUUAUGUUAAACACAAAUUUUGCAUCAAAAUGACUUUAAAUGAUUGAAGAAAUAUAAGGUGCACACAGAGCCACACUUGAAAAUCAGUAAAAACAAGAACCGCACAUCUUAGUUUAAGAUAAGAUAUUCCUUUAUUAGUCCCACAAGGGGGAAUUUUAAAUUUACAGCAGCGGUAAAUACAAAAUAUAGAUCAAAGAAUAAAGAAACUUAGAAGAUAAAAAAAAUAAAAAAGAUAUAUACAUGAGUGUUAUUUACAGCUGUUAUGUACAUGUUGAUAAAAGUCACAUUAGAGUCGUAAUUGCAUAAAACUCUUCUCAGUGGAGUAGUUAAUGUCCCUGCAGUAAAUAGUCGUGCCUCGUGUGCGUGCGUGCGUGUGUGUCUGUCUGUCUGUCUCAGUGUACAGUACUCUGCUGAGACAAGAGCCAGACUUUUGAUUUGGCCUAUAAAGGUCAGGUGAUUGUUGAUACUAGCUCUGAUUGGUCAACAGACCAUAACAAAUAUGACAGCCAACCAUAGAAAUAGCAGUAUUCAUUAAAAUCAGUCUAGACAGGGCUCGACAGUGCGACUGUUUCACUCGCAUUUGCGACUAAAAUUUGAUGUGAGCAAAUUGUAAAAUGUAUUUAGGGGCACAUGUGCACAUAAAAAAAUUAGCCACGGUAACAAAUAUUAUUUUUUUUUUCAUGUAAAUACUGCGGUGAAGUUAGUUUUAGGUUGGGUAUUUGACGGACAUUCACUGAGGAUCUACCGGUGUCUUCCUACUCUCCAUAACCGGGAAACACAACAGCAGCGCAGAGAAAUCUACUCGGCACCCUUGCUGUCAAUGUUGGGUGUUGAAUAAGGGACCAUCAAUAAAUUACCAGUUGAUGUUCUCAGAAAAGGCUGUUUUCCUUCAAUAGCUUCCAUGUCAUGUGACCAACUGACCUAAAAUUGAUUUCAAGUAAUAGUACUAAGGUCGACCAAUAAGACACACUCUUUAGUUUCCCUAAUUUGUUCCAUCCAUCCAUCCAUUUUCUACCGCUUAUUUAUCGCGGAGGGGCUGGAGCCUAUCCCAGCAUCUUCGGGCGGAGGCAGGGGACACCCUGGACAAGUAUUGAUUGUAUCUCCAAAAGGCCACCAGUCUCUCAAAGCAGGGGAUUUUAGAGUAAGUUGUGUUGUUGUACCUGUUGGACUAAUAUUAAAACACAACAAUAUUUAGCUGUCUAUGACAGCAUUUUCCACCACUCCUGUGCUCUGUCCACCAUCAUUACUUCCUUGGUUUUCAUUUGUGCUGACUGCCUCUCACAAUGCGUCACAUCAUUAUUUUACACGGCUAGCGGUGCAAAGUAGAUGGCAUCGAUAAGUGAACCAUUAUGUGUUCAGGUAGUUGAUGUCAAAUGUUCAAACUCUUUGGAACCAGUUCUGAUUUGGUACCCCUGUCCCUCUCGCCACAUGGAAAGUCUACCUGCAUUUGGCACAUGGCGGAUGUUGAUUUGAGACCCUGCAUGUCUGUAUUUUAAGACAGAGAUAGACAAACAACUUCUGAGAUCUAAGGGUUCAACUUCCUGUUUUUAUUGGUGCAGUUUGAUGUAUUUGUGGAGAGUUAUGUAACAGCUGUUUCUGGUUCAAAAAAACAAAAAACAAAAUCAUCUUCCUCUUUGAAAACAAAAACCCUCUCUUUGAAGUUGUCAGACUCAGGGUUAUAGUCUAAUCCUGAUUAAGUGAUAAAAUGUUAGCUUUAAUAAGAAAUACAAAAAAGACAUCUGGUGGUUAGAGAAACUUCACACACUGUAGAAGGACUUUUACCAAAGUUCUCAUCCUGCUAACUUUACUGUGGAAAGUAUAAUUUAUAGUAAAUAUUUCAUGUGAAAAUUGUGGAAACAGUACACCGACCCCCUCACAUCACUUUUAGGCAUUAAAAAUGAAGGUUUUAAAACCAUCAGUCAUCUUGGUGAUGGUCAUGUUUGCUGAGAUGGUCAUGGAAAGGCAUUAAUGAACCAUGAAAUAGAGUUUCUUAUAGAUGUUAAACAGCUUCUCACAUAAGCUUUAAGUUAUUUUAAUCAGGUAAAAUCUGAUGUCCCAGAGCUUGACACUAACUUUUUUCACAUGUUCUCCUAAGUCUCCCAAUGAGCGUGGUCCAGACCUGCUCUUGUUCCUGGAAAAGCGUCUUGAGAUGACGACUGUUGUGAAUUGGCGCUAUAUAAAUAAAAUUUGAUUGAUUGAUUGAUUAAGUUGAAAAAGUAAGGAGCACACAGAAAACUUAAGGGGCACAAUGAAAAUUGAUCAAAUAAUGUGUGUCUCAUUGGUCGACCUUCAUACUAUUAUUUGAAAUCAAUUUUAAGUCAGUUGGUCACAUGACAUGGAAACUGUUGAGGGAAAACAGCCUUUUCUGAGAACAUCAAUCGGUAAUUUAUUGACUGUCCCUUAUUCUACACCCGACGUUGACAGCAAAGGUGCUGAGUAGAUUUAACCAAUAGACUGUAUAGACUUUGGACAACUUGGUUCCGCCUUCUGCCAGUAUACUGAUUUGAAGCCGAAAAGCUCUCAGUAAUUCUGCUUUUUUUCUCCGCUUCCUGUAACCAACCUUGCGCAGUUGUGUUGUACGCAUUCGGCAGGAGAGUUGAUGUGAUGAUGCUCGGCUCAAACAGCGUAUCCCCAGAUGAGCUACGCAAUCCUUGUACGCCAGUAGGCUGUAUUAAGUGUCAAUCAUAGAAAACAUGAACCCCCUAAUAACUUUUAAGAAUUGAGCUGUACAGAAAAAAGAGGACUUGAGCACAAACCAGUCUGAUACUAAAGUUUGUCCACAGCUCCAUAAGCUUUGCUGAAGGAGGCGGUAUUUAUGACCUAUACUGCAGCCCGUCACCAGAGGGUGCUGUUCUCGCAGUGGCCUCACCCAGCGAGGAGGCAUACGGUGUCCAUUCUAUAUACAGUGUAUGAUUGAACUGUGCUGCUGUUGCGAUUCCUGGUUAUGGAGAGUGAGAAGACACCGGUAGAUCCGCAGUGAUUUUCCGUUUAAUAUCCAACCUAAAACUAACUUCUCCGCAGUAUUUACAUGGAAAAAACAUUUGUUGCCUUGGACGAUUUUUUUUAUACGUGCCCCUAUAUAUGUGCUAUAUAGGGGCACGUCCUAUAUAUAAUACAUUUUACAAUUCGCACACAUGUAUUUUUAGUCGCAAACGCGAGUGAAACAGUCGCACUGUCGAGCCCUGUGUAAAGAAAUAUUUCUGUCUACACAAGUCAAGAUAUUUUUGUUUGUUCUUCAGAUGUUUUAAACCAAAGGUCAGUCAAUUAUUUUGAAUAAUUUCAGUUAACACAGUAACUGAUGAAUACUCACCUGCAGGAUCUGAAGUGUAUGUUUUCUUUUAGGGAAAAGACUUUUUGUGGCCGAAAUCCAAAAACAGUUUUAAAUGAUAUUAAUAAAACCAACAUAUUGAAUAAAACAAGCCAUGCAGCUACACCCGUUGCCUAGCAUCUUCAGCUAGCAAAAGAGCUAAUUCUUUUUCACUAAAAUAAAUGCAUAACCAUCACAAAAGCUUUGUUUUUGAGGGAUUGGAUCUGUACUGUCCCUAAAAAAAUACACCCACAGAUCUUUUUGGAUUUGAGAAGCGCCUGGAUAUCAGAAACAUGCAAAGUUCGUCAUCUGAAAGCUUCCACUGAUUUUUGAGUAUGUAGCAACAGUGUACCAAACUUUUUAGCAGUGAUAUUGUUGACCUAAUUCGUCAAAUACCUGAAGGCUGUCUUUAUUAAUAGCUAACCCCUAAUUAUAAAAUGAUCUAGUUUUUAAGGUGAAUUUUGAGGAACUGGAAACCUGUCUUGAAUUUGGCUCAGUAUGGUUAAAAAAACAGCCCUAAACCAGUCGAAGGUUUAAAAACUAUCCGAGAUUUUGUCAAGAUUUGGUUUGCCAAGCUUUGAGGCAGAGAUAGAGGAUCAGCUGUUGUUGUUGUCUGCAUCACUUCCUGUUUACAGCCAGCUGCUGAAACCGUCAGGCUGUUUCCUGAGACAACCAAAGUGUGAAGUUACAGAAACAUCAGUGAUCCUCUGACAGGGAGUCAAACGUUUCCAGACCAACCUCUUAAUGUGAAAGAAUCGUGGCUCUGUUACGUGUUCCUUCUGGUCGCCUUAAGUCACAGACUGUGUCUGAACUGUGGAAACUCACUUCUCCCAACUCUAUUCACAAUCUCAUUCUUUCGUUCACAUCCUGUAGCUCAUGACCUGAGACCUGAAACAUUGGUCAGCUGGUAAACUGAAAGUUCUGCCUGAGGGUUCAGUUUCUUCUUUACUAGAACAGUUAGGUGCGGCACCUGCAUGACAGCUCUAUCAUCAAGGACAUAUUCAGUCUUACAAGGAGACAUCCAUUGGUUUGACUUAAGUUGUUAAAAUCUGACCAAUCACUGCCCAAAUGUGUUGGGUCGGAUAGUGGACUUAGUGAGCUGUAGAAACUGUUGCACUAAUGAUGCUGUUGGGUAAAACGUGAUCAACAAACCGCCACAGAUCUGACCAGAUAAAGUUAUCACUCAGUACAUUUACAUGACAAUCGAGAAAACGGAAUUAUCCCCUUACGCCGAUUAAAACCGGACAACUGAAGUGCAUGUAAACACCUUAGUCCAACUAUAAUCGGAGUUUGAGAACUCUGAUUGUAGUCGGAGAACUCAGAUUAAGACAAAUAAUGCGACUUGAAUUUGAUUUUCUCUACCAUUUAACCAGCGUAGUCAGAGUAUGAUUGGACAAUGCAUGUGUGAGUGUGCCACGACCCUGUAACCCCGGAACAAAAACACCAGAGAAGAGGAGUAGUGUGCAUCUCAUCUGCAGAAAAAGUAGCAUGUGCAUCAUGUACGACAAAAAUAACGCUGUACGAUGCUCCAUCUUCUUGCUCCAAAAUGCCCAGCAGCAGUUGUAGACACUUCUGACACCUGCUGUUGUUGUUGACGGUUGUAUGGGGUUGGAAACUGCGCCGCCCAAAAGACCCGUAUCGCCCCCUAGUUUUGGGGAGGAGGACACGCUCACGUCAAUAAUUUGAAUUUUUCAGCUGCAUGUACACGCGGAAAAGGAGAGAAGUCCAAUUCAGAAAAAAAAAAAAAAAAAGAAUUAUGAGCUCAGUCCAUUUAAGCUGUACAUGUAAACGCACUGACUGAUUUGACAUUCACAGGCAUCAUAUCCCGUUUUUCCUUUAGGGAGGAGGGCCAAGAGGGAGAGGAGGUACCUGUUGACAUACAUGCCCCUGCCAGAGAGAGAGACAGGUCUCACAGUAAGACCAAGAAGGGUCGCCGAGAGCGUCGCCAUGCAGACCCUGGGGCAGAAUCCACAGCCACAUCCCAACCAACUGCCCUACUACCGCAACAACCGGAAAAGAAGCCACCAUCACAGGUAAAUGUAGUCAUUUCCGACGACUAAAGUUCGUUCCCCUCUGUACUGGGUUGUAUCUACCAAAGCAAAAUGACUCCAUGAUGUUUUCUCCCUGCAGGUGUCAGAACCACAAGCUGGCCCCUCAGAAGAGGUGGGGUCAGAGUCUGCGGCCGGCAGUGAGUCAGCAGGUUCUCCCAGACAGCGGCGCUCCAUCAUCCGGGAUCGUGGGCCGCUGUACGAUGACCCAUCACUACCUGAAGGCUGGACUCGCAAACUUAAACAGAGGAAGUCUGGACGCUCAGCGGGGAAGUUUGAUGUUUACCUGAUCAAGUAAGCGACAACCACUGCCAAGGCUAUGCCAGGUUUUCCUGCCGCUGCUGCGCCUACAGUUAAUAAUUCUGUUUUAUUGUUCAGCUCUGAGGGGAAGGCUUUUCGUUCCAAGGUGGAACUCAUCGCCUACUUCCAAAAGGUUGGCGACACAACUACUGACCCUAAUGAUUUUGAUUUCACUGUUACUGGACGUGGGAGCCCUUCCCGCCGUGAGAAACGUCCCCCAAAAAAACCAAAGGUGGUUAAACCAUCAGGUCGAGGCCGUGGGCGGCCAAAAGGUAAUUGGGUUCUUACUCAAAGUCUUGAAUUGAAAAAUGAAACUUCACAUGCAAUCAAGCUUAGGAAUGUCUCAUGUCACGUUUUUUAAGUUUUCUUGUGUUUCUUUGUGUUUGUGCAGGCAGCGGGAAGAUGCGGCAGGCCACCGAGGGUGUGGCCAUGAAACGUGUGGUCGAGAAAACACCAGGAAAACUGCUGGUCAAGAUGCCCUUUGGCAAGGCAGAACCCUCCACUGCCACCACCUCCAAGGUAAAAAAAAGUGUGACAUUCAGUCAUUCUCUACAGUCUCAAGGCCAGUUCAGAGCAACGAGAACUAUUAAAGGAUUCCUGAACACAACAGGGAGAAGGUUCAAGGGAGAGAAGUGGUCUAUUUCAAUUAAACUUACCCCCAAUUUUCACUGCAUCUGGAACAGCAGCGAUUUUCGCCGUCUGCCAAUUCCUACUGGAUCCGUUGGUGAGGCGAAUUUCGUGGUGGAUUUUGGACAGUGGGAAUCGCGAGAACUCACAAGAACCUGCGGAUUCGCGUGCAAUCGCUCGAUAACGAGUUGUCACUAUAAAAACAGCCACAGAGGCUAACCAUAUAAGCAGUAGAUUGUGUCUUUCCAGAGGAGGAAAUCUACUUCUAGACUGCUAGAAUGAGCAUCUCCUCAUCCAUGGUGUCAUCGGGGUGAAAUGACGUCAAAAACCUUUAACUUGUUCGUCUCCGCCCGUUUGCAUGGUGUGAAAUAUGAUCCUCCUGAAACAUGGAGUGUUUUAUUUUGAAAAGAAGCCGGAUGUUUUAUUUUGUGUCUGUGCCCAACUUCCUUUCCAGCACGGGUUAAUCUGUGCUGAAUUUAUCUGGCAUGCUCUGGCGUCCGGAAAAAAUAGAACUCUUGCGAUCAGUUGCGGAGUCCAAUGAUCUGCAGCAGAACGGAAAGAAGCCGAUGGAUAUUGACACAUUAACUUGAAUAGUUACGAUCAGCUAUGAUCAGCGGAUACAGCCUUUUCGUAGCCGUUCCAGAUGCAGUGGAAAUUGCAUCUGGAACGGUUGAAGAUCUCUUUCAACCAGUCCAUCAAAAAAGUUAGCGCAACAUCAGACAAAGAGAUCAUGACUUUCUUCAAGAACUUUGAAACAGCUGGGUCCAAAUGAUACCUGCCUAAAUUUGUCGGGUUUGUUUGCUGCUGUUGGUGUCUUCUUCCCUGCUCUCUGUGUGAAGAGCAGUUAUGGGCGAGCCAGCCAGAAGCCUGCUGGAAGGUAAAACUAAGGCCGGGUGAGGAAAGUUAAUUGUUCAUGCACAAGCCAGUGGAGCCGCAUGGAACCCUGAGGACCUGAAUUUGUGGUCAACAUCAGAGGAUUCUGAAUAGUUGUCAGUCUUCUUGCAGUCAAUUUAUUCAGAUGGGGACCACGAGUAUCGGCCUCUGUGGCCUUGUAUGCGUCUUUUGAGAAGUAUGAUUGUAUACCCAAGUGAUAUAGUAGCGGUCAGUUCUCUUGCAAGCAGAUUGUGUGGUUUGAAAGCUUUUUAAAUAUUCAAAAACAACUGUACUAAUCGAUGUGAAAAUUUCCCCUGUAGGUUGCGUCACCUGCCAUCGUGCCCAAGUCUCGUCCUGGCAGAAAGAGGAAAUCAGAACAGGAACCUCCAGUGCCACCACAGACUGCUCCCAAGAAACGAGGCAGAAAACCAACCUCAGCCUCGACAGCAUCAUCGGUCGCCGCCGCAUCCACCUCCUCAGCAUCAGCCUCUGGUAGCUCAGCCGGAAGCUAUGCUGCGGCCGCCAUUUUGGCUGCAGAGGCCAAACGGAGAGCAGCCAAGGAGUCUUCCACCAAACCUGUUGUCCAGGAAACAGCCCUGCCAAUCAAAAAACGCAAAACAAGAGAGACAGUGGAAGAGAGGGAGACAGUCCAGACUCCCACUGCUUCAACAGCUGAGACUGAAAGAAUGGCUCCUGCAGAGGGGGAAGGAGAAAAAGGGGAGGGAGGUCCUACCUCAGAGACUAUGCCUGCCCCCUCUGAGCAGAGUCAAUCACAAACGCAGAGGCAGCCCUCUGCUUCAGAUGAAGGCCAGUCACAUGGACAUAAGUCACAUAAAGGGAGAAAGCACAAGGAGAAAGCCGGAGAGGGAGGGAGAGGAGAGGAAGAAGAUGAAGAUGUAGGUGAUAUGGGCGGAGAGGGAGGUGGGGGACGGAGUAGCAGCAGCAGCAGUAGCAUUAGCUCAUCAAAAAGACACAAAAGGAAGGACAGACCGCCUCACAAACACCACCACCAUCACCACCACCACUACCAUCAUCGUCACCAACAUUCCCCUGCUUCGACAGCGGAUCAGCCUCUUCUUCCUCCAGCUUCUGGACCCCCAGACCCCCAGAGCCAGUCCAAACCUGAAGCUGAGCCCCAGACAGAGCCUCAGCUCAGCCCCCAGCACACACAGCAAACACCUCCUAGAUCACAGUCAAAGUCUGCAACUCAGUCUUCGCCGGAACCUCGACGACAUGCUCCCUCCCAACCACGCCACCUCACCCAACCAAGAACCCUUCAGCAUCCCCAGAACCAGUCCUCUACUCAGCCUCAAGCCCAGUCUAGGUACCCAGCAUCCCAGCCCUCUCCUACCAAGCAUGACACGCUCCAGCCAAGGCCUCAACUACCCCUGUCUCAAACCCAGGUUCAGACCCAGGCCUCCCCUCAAACACAGUCAAAACCAGCCCACUCUUCAGCUCAGCCCCAAACGCAGAUCCAGGCUCAGCAUCCUCCAUCUCAACCACACCCUUCUCAGUCCACAUCAAUACUGCAUGUUCAUCCACCCCAAACAAGGCAACCACAUCUGCAAACGCAGUUCCCCACAGCACUCCAAACCCAAACCCAGCAAAGACAUCAACCCCAACCUCAGCUCAGACCAUCCCAACUGGAGACCCGACCGUCAACUCAGCCUCUGACCCAAUCCAGGACCCCUUCCCAGCUUCAGACUCAAACCCAGUCUAGAAUCUCUGCCCAGCUUCAACCACAACCCCAGUCCAGGACCCCUUCCCAAAGUCAGGCCCAACCCCAGUCCAGGACCACGGUUCAAUUGCAGACUCAACCCCAGUCCAGGACCCCUGCUCAACUUCCGCCUCAACCCCAAGCAAGAACCCAUCUUCAGACUCAACUUGCCAGGACCCAACUUCAGACUCAACUUCAGUCCAGGACCCAACAUCAGACUCAACCUCAAGCCAGAGCCCAACAGCAGACCCAACUCCAGUCCAGGACCCCAGCCCAAAUUCAGCCUCAACUUCAAGCCAGAGCCCAAAUUCAGCCUCAACCCCAAGCCAGGACCCAACAGCAGACUCAAUCUAUUUCCAGGAUCCCAGUCCAUAUUCAGCCUCAAAUGCAGCCCAGAACUUCAACCCCAACUCAGCCUCAAGCCCAGUCCAGAACUCAUGCCCAGUCUCAACCUCACCUGCAGUCCAGGCAUCAGGUGCAGCCCCCGCAACAAACAAGGAACCUUCAACAUCAACCCCAGACUCAGUACAGACCCCAACCCAGACAGUCAUCCUCCCAGCCUAGACCAUUGCAGCCCCAAACCCAGUCCCAACCCCAGUCCCAAUCCCAAGCACAACCACAAUUUCAGCAGAUUCAAAUUCAGCCACGCCCCCAACCCCUACAACCUCCUCAGCUUUCCAGGCCCAAUGUCCAGCACAUUUCAUCCCACCGCCCAGCUUCCAGCCUAACCAGGACCAACCUGGUCCCUCUCCUGCAGAACCAGAGUGAGCAGCCCCAAGAUCUGAGUACAACACGUUCUGGUCGAGGGAGCCUGCUGCCAAAUCGAGAGGCUGCCGUAGAAGGCGUCAGGGCACAGGGUAGAGGGGAGCUGGUCGUAGCAUCAGAAAGCAGAGAGGUUGUAGGGGUUGAAAGGGGCUCAAACAGCACCCCAAGGUCCAUGCGUCCUGGAUCUCCUGGAGUGACCGGGACUGGGGUCGGUCUGGUCCCUGGGGCUGAAAGUAGGGCUAGACUCCGUGCUGAGCCAGAGGCAGCAGGUGAGGGCAGAGAGCUCAGAGACAUUGUCCCCCAGUCUGCCGUCCCCUGUCCAAGCCGAGAGGAAACCGUUGAGUCACGGACUGUGGUCAGCGAACGAGUGAGCUGA
Molecule: messenger RNA, 14540 nt
Organism: Xyrichtys novacula (pearly razorfish)
Lineage: Eukaryota; Metazoa; Chordata; Actinopteri; Labriformes; Labridae
Source: the annotation of a GenBank genome assembly